UUCACAACUGAUAGUGAGAAAGUCAGCAAGGAAGAUCCUAGGAAGAGAAACUGGCCUGAGUUUAUUAACAAGAGCUCACUUUUGUCCCCUGGGGACCCAACAGGCAGAAGGGGGUGGGAAGAACUCUGGCAGUUAGCCAGAGAAGCAGGGCUCAUUGUAAACAGUUGAAGGCAUCCUUUUAAUGCCCCGUUCCUAGGGAGCUCGAGGCUUUGCUCUGGAAGUUUUCAAAGCGGCAGCAGCCUAAGAGACGACCACAAGAGAGAGGGGGUGCGUGUUGGGGACUGCCUAGACGGUUUAUUUAUUUAUUUUUUGGUUCGGUGGGUUAAUGGAUUUUUAGGACAAAGAAAACUAAAAGCAAGCUGACCAGAAAGACUGGAAUUUCAGCUCUCCCUCUCUCUUUCUCUCCUUCACUGGAUUUACCCCUCACCCCUCAAAACCCUUUUAGACUAGAGAUUACUGGGUCAGUGAUUCUUAUUAUCCCUCCUGCUCCAAGAUCAUCUUGCCUUUUAGCAUUGAAAGGAAUAUCACUACCUGAUUAGAAAAGCACUCAGAAAGCCUAUUAAUCUUUCUGGCGUUGUCAGGAUUGAUCAACGAGUUUUAUUAAAAAAGCUCCAGGAUUUCUUGAAAGGCCUCAUUCUCCAGAUUUUAAGAAGGGGGAGCUUACAGCAAUCUCUGUGCAUGUUGUCUGGAUCCUUCUCCUAGCCUGGCCCUUUGGAAUAUGUGUUGAUGGUCCCGAAGGAGAAAAGGAAACCUUUUCUUACUUAAGCCUUUUUUCUGGAAGGAAGCUGGUGAUCCCGUGAUAACAUGAACUUUCUUGGAUCUGGUGGGGUGUUUCUUUGCCUGCUGCUUGUUCUGCAAGGUACCAAUUCGUCUUUCAUUAGUGUCAACCAGGGGAUGAAGGUGGCAAAGGGUCAUUCUGCUUUUCUGUCAAGGGAGGACCUAAAGUUUUCCAUACCAAAGGAAAAAGAUGCCUGCAAAGUGGAAGUUGUGCUGAAUGAGCCAAUAACCCAAAGGGUUGGGAAACUUACUCCACAGGUAUUUGACUGUCAUUUCCUUCCUAAUGAAGUAAAGUAUACUCAUAAUGGUUGCCCAAUCCUAGAUGAAGAUGCUGUUAAACUUAGACUCUACAGAUUUACAGAGACUGAAACCUUCACAGAAACUUUUAUCCUUCGAGUUUAUCUCCUGGAGCCAGAUUGUAGCAUCAUCCAGACGAGCACCAGAGCACUGGAAGUGCUUGAGUUCUAUGGCCUAUCAAGAGCAAUUGAUAAGAAUGUGCUCAGUUUUGAUUAUGAGAGAAGGAUGAAUCUGGAAUGCACCAUAAGGCUCUCUCCAUUAGAAACUGGCCUACCAGCCCAUGGCCAGGUUGUCAUCGUGGAGCCCCAACAAAGCGAACCACGAGGAGACCAGCCCCAUAGCUUUUUCCCCGAGUCCCAAUACAGGAAAGAUCCAAGGUGUCCUAGUGGCAACUGUACUCCAGGGUUGAAGAAGAUUGAUAGUCUCAAAGUCAGCUGUGAGGAGUUUCUGCUAAUGGGGCUGCGAUAUCAGCACCUGCAUCCUCCUUCUCCAAAUGUCGAUUAUAUUUCCAUCAGCCUGGACCUCACUGACGUCAGGAGUAAAUCCAUAUACAAGUCAGAGAAUAUGUGGCUGCCUGUCUCUAUCAAAGCAGCCUUUCCCAAUCAGAUCCCCAGAGCUACAUUCAUGCCUGCUUACAUUCUGGAAGUGGAUCAGUUCAUCCUGAGCUCUGUCACCACUUCUACUGUGGACUGUGAAGAUGAUGAGACACCCAAAUCUUUGCUGGUGUUCAACAUCACCAAGCCCCCUCCCCAGGGGUACUUCACCCACCUGUUGGAUCAUACCAAAGAGAUCUCCUCAUUCACCUGGAAAGAUCUAAGUGACAUGCAGAUUGCCUAUCAGCCUCCCAACAGCAGCCACACUGAGAGGAGAAAUUAUGAGGUGGAACUUGAAGUAUACGAUUUCUUCUUUGAAAAAAGUUUACCAAUCACAGUCCAUAUUUCUAUCAGAACAGCAGACACGAAUGCUCCUCGAGUGUCAUGGAACAUGGGUCUCAGUCUGCUGGAAGGACAGUCAAGACCUAUCACCUGGGAGCAGUUUCAGAUAGUAGACAAUGAUGACAUCAGUGCCGUUCGCCUGGUCAUUGUUGAUGGCUUACAGCAUGGGAGACUUACUGUAAGAGGAGGGAAAGGCUUCAUUUUCACCAUAGCUGAUAUUCAGGCUGGAGCUGUUCGUUACCAUCAUGAUGACAGUGACUCCACCAAGGAUUUUGUGGUCUUCAGGAUUUUUGAUGGUCACCAUAGCACUCGCCACAAGUUUCCCAUCAAUAUCCUGCCUAAAGAUGACAGCCCCCCUCUCCUCAUAACAAAUGUUGUGAUUGCACUUGAUGAGGGACAGACUGUGCUCAUCCAAAGUUCCAUGCUAAAAGCUUCUGACAUGGAUUCCAGUGAUGAUUACAUAUUAUUUAAUAUCACCAAACCUUCCCAGGCUGGGGAAAUCAUAAAGAAACCAGGGUCAGGAUUCAUUGGCUAUCCAGUUCCUGGUUUUCUUCAGAGAGAUCUCUUUAAUGGAAUUAUCUACUAUCGACACUUUGGUGGAGAAAUAUUUGAGGAUUCUUUUGAGUUUAUUCUCUGUGAUAGCCACGAUCCUCCCAAUCUCUCAGAACCACAGACAGUGGUGAUACACAUCACUCCAGUGGAUGAUGAGCUCCCAAAAGAGGUUCCUGGAGUGAUUCGGCAUUUGGUUGUCAAGGAAACAGAGGUGGCUCAUCUCACAAAGAAACAUCUACAUUUUGUAGAUACAGAAUCUCAUGAGAGAGAGCUUCUCUACACAAUAACAACACCUCCAUUUUUCUCUUUCAGUCAUGGCCACACUGAUGCUGGGAAACUGUUCAUGGUGGAUAGCAUAUUGAAACUAGGCAAGGAUCCUUCAGCUCUUGGACUGAGAUCAUUCACUCAGCACGCUGUAAACCAUAUGAAAGUGGCCUAUAUGCCACCCAUGGAAGACAUAGGACCUCAUCUCCAGCAUGUUCAAUUUGUUUUCUCCAUCAGUAACCAACAUGGAAGCAUUUUGCAUGGAAUUUGCUUUAAUAUUACUAUUCUCCCUGUGGAUAAUCAGGCUCCUGAGGUAUUCACCAACUUGCUGCAAGUCGAUGAGGGAGGUCAGAGUAUCAUUACUGCAGAGCACAUUCUGAUUUCAGACAUGGAUACGAAGCAGGACAAACUCAGGCUGUCACUCAAGAGACUGCCACUGCAUGGAAGGCUGGAACUGGACGGUUUUUCUCUAAACCAGGAAGAUGAGUUUUCAUGGCAAGACCUGCAGGAGUUAAAAGUUAGAUAUCACCAUGAUGGAUCAGAGGUUCUUCAUGACAACAUAUUCUUUGAGGCAACAGACGGAGCAAAUUCUGUAGAAUUUGUCCUUCAGAUCAAGGUUUUACCUGUAAAUGAUGAGCCCCCUGUCCUGAAGGCUGACCUCAUUCCCAUAAUUCAUUGUGCCGAGGGAGAGGAAGUGGUCAUCACUUCGGAAUACAUUUGUGCCUCUGACAUGGACAGCGAUGACUCCAGGCUGAUGUUCAUGAUCACACGCCAGCCCCACCAUGGGGUCGUGAGGAAAUCAGGGAUCACCGUGGACCAAUUCACCCAGGGAGACAUUGAUGCUGGAAUUGUAACCUACAAACACACAAGUGGAGAGAUUGGAAUGGCCCCUUGUUUUGACACCAUUACUUUGGUGGUUUCUGAUGGAGAAGCUGGCCCUUAUGAUUGCUGCUACCAGGAGCCCAUUUCUCCCGCACUUCCACUUCACCAUUCUUUUCCAGUGUAUAAUCUCAAUGUGACUGUGCAUCCUGUGGAUAACCAACCACCAACUAUUACAACUGGUAUGCGGUUUGUUGUGGAUGAGGGCUCUUCAGCUGCCAUUACUAUUAACCAUUUAAUCACCACUGACCCUGACACAGCCACAGAUGACUUGGAGGUUAUUUUGGUUUCUCCUCCCCAGUUUGGUUAUGUUGAAAAUAUACUACCUACACCAGGUUUUGAAAAAAGCAAUAUUGGCAUAAGUAUAGCUUCAUUUUGGUGGAAAGACAUGAAGGCUUUGCACAUAAACUAUGUACAGUCCAGGCAUCUGAGGAUAGAGCCAACUGAAGAUCAAUUUAUGAUUUACGUCACGGAUGGAAAACAGCAUUCUGCGGAAAUCCCGUUUCACAUUCUGAUUAACCCCACCAAUGAUGAAGUUCCUGACUUUGUGGCACAGAACAUCACUGUUUCUGAAGGUCAGAUGAAAGAGCUGGAUUUUUCAGUGAUUCAAGCAACUGACUUAGAUGUACCAAAAGAUCAUUUGAUAUUCACUAUUACCCAUAAACCACAGCAUGGCCUCCUCAUUAAUGGGAAACAUAGAAAUGACAUCUCUCAUUACAAGCAGUUAAUCAAUGUCCACAAGAACCAUGAACUUUCUGUGCAUGAUUUUUCAAUGGAACUUCUCAAAACUGGAAUGAAGUUGAUGUACAUACAUGAUGACUCUGAAAGCCUUGCUGAUGACUUUACAAUCCAGUUGUCGGAUGGGAAACAUAAAAUCCUGAGAACUGUUUCAGUAAAGAUCUUGCCAGUUAAUGAUGAGAAACCAGUGCUGACCAAGAAGGUUGAAAUAGAAAUGAAUAUGGGUGAAACUCGUAUUAUUUCUAGUGCUAUUCUAUCAGCCACAGAUAAAGAUACGCCUAGAGAGAAAAUUUAUUAUUUAUUUGAAAGACUCCCAGAAAAUGGGCAACUUCAGCUCAAGAUAGGGAGGAAUUGGAUAUCCCUUCAAUCCGGCAUGAAAUGCACUCAGGAGGAUGUGGAUCUGAAUUUGGUGAGAUACAUCCAUACGGGGACAGUGGGCUCCCAGAACCGAGAUAGCUUCACCUUUUACCUCUGGGAUGGAGACAACAGGUCACCCAUACUAGACUGUCACAUCAGCAUCAAGGACAUCGAAAAGGAUGAUAUUGCUGUCUUUACCAAACCGCUGGUAGUGUCAAAUGGGGACAAAGGUUUCUUGACCACCUCUACCCUUUUAGCUACUGAUGGCACGAAUAAGCCAGAAGAACUUCUUUUUGUAAUCACCUCUCCACCUCAAUAUGGUCAGAUGGAAUACAUCAGCUAUCCUGGAGUCUCUAUCACAAACUUCAACCAGAUGGAUAUUGCAGGUCAGAAAGUCUGCUAUGUACACAAAAGCAAGGCAGCUGUUCCCAAUGACAUGUUCAGAUUCGUCGUGAGCAAUGGAUUAAGGACAAAGAACGGAGUGUUUGAGAUUAUGCUGGAGACUAUUGACCAAGCCUUGCCUGUGGUGACCAGGAACAAGGGGUUAAGAGUAAUGGAAAGUGCCAUGGUGCUCCUCUCGCCAGACAUCCUUCAACUUUCUGACCCAGACACUCCAACAGAAAACCUCACAUUUCUUUUGGCCCAGUUCCCCAAAUAUGGACAGCUCUAUCUUCGGGGGAUGGUUCUCACACAGCACAAUUUUACACAACAAGAAGUGGACAAUAUGAAUGUGGCCUACAAGCACCUGGGAGGAAAUUCACAAAUUGACCAGUUUACCUUUGUGGCUACUGACAGGACAAAUCAAGGUUUUGUUGUAGAUGGAAGAGUGUUGAAUGAACCUGUUUCCUUUACUAUUCAGGUGGACCAGUUGGAUAAAAAGGCUCCACAUAUUAUACACCUGAAACAUCCUUCCCAAGUGGAGCUUCUCAAAAAUGGUUGCUAUGGAAUAUACAUAACAUCUCGAGUCCUGAAGGCUUCUGACCCUGAUACAGAGGACAACCAAAUCAUCUUUAAGAUUUUACGAGGCCCCCAGUAUGGACAUCUGGAAAAUACCACAACAGGUGAAUUUAUUCAGGAGAGAUUCACUCAAAAGGAUCUAAACAGUAAAGUCAUUCUUUACGUCAUCAAUCCAUUGUUAGAAAUGAAUUCGGAUAACCUGGAGCUUCAAGUCACAGACCCCACUGGAAAUACUGCUGUCUCUCAAACUUUGGAAUUGAAAUGGUCCCACAUUCAAUUUCCCCAGACUGAAUAUGAGGUGUGUGAAAACGCAAACACAUUGCUGUUGAAAAUCUGUAGGAGUGGCCAUUCUAUGGAAUCAGCUUUUGUUGGAAUAAAGGUCAAUCAAGUAUCAGCUACAAUUGGAAAAGAUUUCACUGUGAAUCCAUCUAAGCUGAUUCAGUUUGAUCCAGGAAUGUCAACUAAGAUGUGGAAUAUAGCAAUUACCUAUGACGGAUUAGAGGAAGAUGAUGAGGUCUUUGAAGUAAUUCUCAACUCCCCUGUGAACGCCGUUCUUGGCUCAAAGACAAAAGCCAGAGUGAAAAUUUUGGACUCAAAAGGAGGUCAGUGCCGCCAUUCAUAUUCCUCUGGCCAAACCCAGGGAAACUCACCAGAGAAAGGAACAUGGCUCCCACUUUCCCCAGGCUCGUCAUCAUCUUCCAUUCUUGAUGGGAUCUAUUUGGAAGGAAGACACCCCUCAUCUUCCAAAGAGAGGACAACACCCAGCAAAGGAGACAAACUUCUAGACUUUGACUUAACUGAUAUUCCCAGGAAAAGGCUUAGGACAAUAGGAAAUGGCAAAGCAGUUCGUCCAUCAUCUAUUUAUAGAAAUGGAACAGAUAUCAUUUUUAGGUAUCAUGGUAUGGUUGCUCUAAGAGCAGAGGAGGACAGAUCUACAAUAAAUAUGGAGAAGGCCAGAGUGUCUGUCAUUAAACAGAGAUCACAAAAGAAAAACAGGAAAAUAGAACCACCACAGGCAGAUAAGAUGGAACAAAUGCCCUAUUUACACUCCCCCAACCAGGGGGAUUCGCCAUCUUUUCCAAAGAACUGCACAUUAGCAUUAAAGGGACUCUUUAAUUUUGAGGAAAGCCUCCAAAAAUUAUAUCACUGCAAUGGAACUUCAUGGAAUCCUUGGAGUCCAAAACCCAAGGAAGGGGAUGAAAGAACCUGUCCCACUGGAUGGAGCCAUCAAAACAACCACUGCUACUCCUUGAUUACAGAGCAAAAGGUCACGUGGAAUGCAGCUGCUCGAACUUGCAGGGAACAACAUCAAGGCAACCUAGCAAGUGUGUUUACAAAACAGCAUAUGCAGUGGUUAUGGGACUUCAGUGGAAGAAAGUCAUUUUGGAUAGGCUUAAGUGACCAAGAGAAUGCUGGUCGUUGGGAAUGGGAUGGAGGUGAACCUGUAACCUUCACAAACUGGAGGAGAGGACCUCCCCCACAUUUAAGGAAGAGAAAGAACUGUGUUUUGGUGAAAAAAAGGGGAAAGUGGCAAGCUAAAGACUGCAGGAAGGGUAAAGCUCACAACUAUGUAUGUGCCAAGAAACUAUAAACAUAAGUGAUACUGGAGACAUCCACCAAAGCUUCCUCACAAACUGAUUCUUUUUCAUGUAUAAUUUGCAGUGUUUGUGAAUUUAUAUGUUUAAAAAAAUCAAUGGCCAAGGUUUAUGUAAAUUUAUUUCCUGUGGACUUUGAAAGAUUUCUGUAAAAAUGAAUUGUGACUGCAAAGUUUGGUCAAUAAAUUUCCUUCUUACCUACCCCCAUCUUCCACAAGAAAAACCCCAACGAUUUUGAACCUUACCUUGUACUUAUAUCCCUCCCACCCCACUCAAACAGAAGAUCAAAAUCUUAUAAGAUGUAGAAUUUUGUUUAUUUAAAUAGAAAGUACCCCAGCCUUCAGUCAGUUCUGGCUCCUUACCCUCAUGCUGUCUGCUUUAUGGUUUCAUUGCCCAUCUUGGGAAAGGCUACUAUGAAACCUGUAUUGCAAGUUUCUUCUAAUAGAUCUGCCUCUCUACCAAUUCAGCUCUAAUAAAAACCAGUUAUACCAGCUAGACAAAAUUUGAUAAUAAGGAGAGUUGGAUCCUUUUAUCACCUUAAAGGGUGAGGUUGAGAGUGGGGGGCUAAUAGGUUUAAAAAAAUGGUAGUUCUCAGAGUAAUGAGUAAUAGUUGAAAAGAAAAGACUGUAAACGGAUGAGUCACGGUAUAUGUGCUUCUCUGAAAAAUCAGAGUUAUUUUGAUCCUGGUUAUGAGCUCAGAUAAGAAUGUAAGUGUCAAUGGACUAGUCUGCCAAUUCUUGGGAGGACUGUGUUGAUAUAUGAUGUACAUAUAUCAUGCACAUAUGAUGCAUCAUAUAUCAACCAAACAGAUCAGUUUUCUGAAAGGAGGGUUAGUUUUGGUUCAUUCCAAGGUAAUGGUUUGGUUUCCCUAUGCAGAGCUAUAAUGAAAUUGAACCCACACAAACUUCUCUUUUUUGAUACUUGUGCCAAUGAUUGGCUUGUCUCAGAAAUAAGCAUGGUCUUUGAAUAGACAAAAAGGCUAUUUCCUCAAAAAUCAAUAGGUGACCAUAUGAUUGCUCAAAGAUCUCUCUUGAACACAAUACUCUUGUAGAUCACAUUGCCAAUUACCCAUGAUCUCUGAAGGAAUCUUGAUGCAAUGAUGAAUCCAAAAUGUUCUGACUUAGUUCUAGACAUGCUAUUGGAUAGAAUUUAUAAAUGUCAUGGAAGCUACCUAUAUGUAGCUACAGCCUCAAAGUGAAGCAUGUCAAUGAUGAUAGACUAAGUUUAGUAAGCUACAUUUUUUUAUUCCUAAGAUUCUAAAAGAAGUUUCAAAUCAUGAAAAUUUUAUUCCAAAACCAAUUUGCCUCUAAAAUGUCUUUUUUUUCAUCUUUUCAUGAUUACUACAGAAUAUGUGAUUUGCCUCAGUAGUAUAAUUUUGAUAUCAACAUUUUUUAAAAUUUAAAUUUAAAUCAUACUAUAACAUAAAUUUUGUAAGAGCAAUGCAUCAAUUAAGCUAACAAUGCUUAGAUCUGGCCCAAGCCCUAUUUGUGUCCAUAUAAAUAUCAUUUUGACAACUAGAAAUUUUGCACUGUUUUCAUAAUUUGCCAAAAAAGAUACCAGAUCCUCUUUUAACUCCUGGACAAUGCUCUGGCUCAACUCUCUUGACUAAUAUUCAUCUGAAACAAUGGUAUCAAUUUGAGUUGUUAGAAGAAAAAGAAUCUGGUCAAACUUGGAUCUGACAAGCACCAUUCAUUCCCUGGUCCACGAUCUUCUAAUAUAUGAGAAAUAAUGACUGUGAAAUAAAGAAAGUUAGAAGUAAGGAUUUUUUCAUAUAAAGGGUCAAAUAGUUGGAAGGACUAUAUACACAUGAAGAGAAGUGAAUGUUCAGUGUGAAAAUCUCUUUGCAUCUCUACUCCAGAAUUCAUGAGCUAUUUACUUGGAAUUAAAGAAUUAUCACUGGGAAAGAAUUUAGAAAACAAGAUACAAACUAUAUGAAUAGUCAACAAAGUUUCUUUGUUAAAUUCUAUUGCACAUAUCUCAAGUGAUUAUUUUAAAAGAUAUUUAAUGAAAUUAUGAAUAUUUUCAAAAUGAUACAAUGUACUGGUUUUUAAUAAUAUUCAUAAAGAGUAGAAUGAUUUUGAAAAAUCUAAAUUCUUUCUGCGCCUAUUAAACUUUUGGUAAUGAUCACAAAAAAUUUUUCAUUUCUUGUUUAAAAUUAUUUAAAUGUAAUUAAUUCAAACCGAAUGAAUAAAAAGAAAUCUCACUAUAAGGUCAUAGGUUAGUCCUGGAAAGGACUUCGGGAGCCAUCUAGUCCAUGCUGCUCAUUUUGAGAUAAGGAAAGAGAGUUUAAGUGAUAUUCCAAAAGCUCCCAAGGAGUAAAAGAGCUAAAAUGGGGUAAUAAGAUUUUGAAGAAAGGGAAAACUGAGUGUAAAUCAUCAUUCAUUUAUUCCUCGGAAUGGGCUUGACAUAGGGAGAAGGUAGGAAUAUUUGACCCUCUACCCCAUUCCUUAUGAAAUAUGUUCUAUUAACUACCAUAGUAGCCACUCUUGGCUUGGGGAGAUCUUGAGGGAAAGGAGAGAGAGUAGUAGAAAGAACAGAGUAAAGUAUUAAGAAAGGAAAGAGGAAAAGAGAAAUGUAGCAGUUAAUCCGGGGGGGGGGGGGGGGUGCAGGAAAAAUUAACAGAUAAUUCAGACUUUAAUUUGAAUUAAAGCCCCCUAUGAAAGAACUCUUUCCAAACCCAAACACUGCCUCAGGAAAAAUAAAAAUGGCCUUUGUCAUUUGUGUCAACCAGAAAAGCAAUGUGACAGAGUGUUUAGAGAACUCACCUUGGAACCUGGGAGACCUGACUUCUAAUCUGGCCUCUGACAUAGUCAUUGGCUAUGUGUCACAUGAGUUACUUAAGUUCUCAAUACUCUAAUCAAGUGUCUCAAGCUCUAAUUUGCAAUGAUUCUGAUGUAGAUUGUAAAGGGAGUUUCCUUAUGCAAGAAUUCCCAAUACCAAUGAAAUCGUAGAUCCAGACCCUUUCACUAUCCUGUUUCUACAGAGAGGGAGAUAAUUUUUAGAGAUCUUUACUAAUUUUGGGGAAAAAACAACAACAACAUAUUUUGAUUAAAAAUAGACUUAGAAAUAGUUUAUCACUGCUUUCACAAGGGUACUGGAAAGGAAUGAAUUUAUUUACAUUUCUCUUCAUGUUUACACUUUUUAAUACAACAAAGAAGGCAAUGUGUUUACUUUCAUGGAUACUGGUUCUGGAUAACCGAAAUCACAGAUUGGUGCUAAUUCUAUUUCUGUAAUAAAGUAACAUGCUGUGUGUACUAUACUUACUGUUAUACCAAAGCUAAUAAAACCUAUGUAAUUAAUGGUUAUGGCUGAUACUUCCUUUG
Messenger RNA from Sarcophilus harrisii (Tasmanian devil), 10674 nucleotides. It is a transcript of the gene FREM1, whose product is annotated as FRAS1 related extracellular matrix 1. Gene Ontology annotation, biological process: cell communication. The coding region runs from base 805 to 7347 and encodes 2180 amino acids. The transcript has 37 exons. NCBI's taxonomy places the organism in Eukaryota, Metazoa, Chordata, Mammalia, Dasyuromorphia, Dasyuridae. Gene Ontology annotation, cellular component: membrane. The record is from RefSeq and is a predicted model, not a curated record.